GUGCUUCAUGCUCAAGUGAAAUUUCAGUGAACGUAAGCGACGCGUUCCAACGUAUUAUGCUGAACAAGAGAUUCGGAAGCUGGAUUGAAUUAGAUAAUGCGCUAAAGGAUUUCCAUAAAGUAUGAUAGGAUAAAUCUAUGUUUUCUCAGAUGACCCAUACACACUAUGUUCACGCAGAAAGUAGAUUGUUGAAGGAUGUGAGAUAUAAAUACUUGUUCGUAGUGUUUCGUUGCACGUUUGGUCGUAAACGUAAAUCAGAAGGUCUGAAUGUGAAUAAAAAACCGUGAGGACUCUAACUAAUGUGUUACAUGUAAGGUCUGAAUUUUUAAAUUGCCAGUCGAUGUUUCGCGUAAGAUUGGAGGGUCAACAAUACGUUAUAAAAUCUUACAACAUGUUUCACAACCAUCCGUGUACUAGUUCGUGGAUGGUUUGUGAUCCGUUGAGUAGACGAUUGUCAUCAGAAGAAAAAGAAAACUUGAAACCAGUUAUAUUGCACUGUCAGUCGACGGACGAAGUUAUCGAAAGUAUUAAGGAAAGAACAGGUAAGCAGGUGACCGCUGCUGAUGUCAAAAAUAUGAAAGCUGAACUCUCCACUGGUUGGACUCGGAAGCAGGUAUUGCAGAUGAUGCGACAAAACGGUAAAGUUAGAGAGCAUGCAGAAAAUGGAUGUAUUACGGCGAUAUGCUUCAGCAGUUAUGAUCAGAUACGGCUGUACAAUCAAUAUCCCGAAGUCGUGUGUAUUGAUUCUACUUAUAAAACUAAUAAUAAAA
Molecule: messenger RNA, 770 nt
Organism: Schistosoma intercalatum
Lineage: Eukaryota; Metazoa; Platyhelminthes; Trematoda; Strigeidida; Schistosomatidae
Source: the annotation of a GenBank genome assembly